Durio zibethinus is the source of this 2397-nucleotide messenger RNA. Its product is annotated as dnaJ protein ERDJ2-like. Gene Ontology annotation, cellular component: Sec62/Sec63 complex. NCBI's taxonomy places the organism in Eukaryota, Viridiplantae, Streptophyta, Magnoliopsida, Malvales, Malvaceae. Gene Ontology annotation, molecular function: transmembrane protein transporter activity; RNA binding. The record is from RefSeq and is a predicted model, not a curated record. Gene Ontology annotation, biological process: post-translational protein targeting to endoplasmic reticulum membrane; SRP-dependent cotranslational protein targeting to membrane.
AAAACCCAAGAGUAAGAGCAUUCCUCUCUCUCACACAAAUUUCUUUUUCCCUUUUGUGUCUCAAAUUGGCGUCAUCGGACACAGUCGUCUCUGAAGCGAUCGCGAUCUGAAUUUUCUUUUACUCAGAAGGUCGCCAUGGCUGCUUCAGAAGAGAAUACUGCAUUGUUUCCCAUUUUCAUUUUAACAAUAAUGGCACUCCCUUUAGUGCCUUACACGAUACUUAAGUUGUGCCGAGCAGCAUCCAAAAAAACGAAGGUCAUUCAUUGCCAGUGUUCAGAAUGCUCUCGCUCGGGGAAGUACCGCAAAUCCAUAUUUAAGCGGAUCUCAAACUUCUCAACAUGUAGUAACUUGAGUCUGGUGCUGCUCUGGAUCAUCAUGAUAUUCCUGGUUUAUUACAUUAAAAACAUUAGCAAGGAGAUUCAAGUUUUUGAGCCUUUCAGUAUACUUGGAUUGGAGCCUGGAGCUUUAGAUUCUGAAAUAAGGAAGGCAUAUAGGAGACUUUCUGUUCAAUAUCAUCCAGAUAAAAAUCCAGAUCCAGAGGCUCACAAGUAUUUUGUGGAGUACAUAGCCAAGGCUUAUCAGGCUCUCACAGACCCAAUAUCCCGUGAAAAUUUUGAGAAAUAUGGUCAUCCAGAUGGAAGACAAGGUUUUCAAAUGGGCAUUGCUCUUCCUCAGUUCUUGCUAGACAUAGAUGGGGCGUCUGGUGGCAUACUUUUACUUUGGAUUGUUGGUGUUUGUAUUCUCUUGCCUUUGGUGAUUGCUGUCAUUUAUCUCUCAAGGUCAUCAAAGUAUACCGGAAACUAUGUCAUGCAUCAAACUCUAUCCACUUACUAUUACCUCAUGAAACCUUCUUUAGCCCCAAGCAAAGUUAUGGAAGUCUUCACCAAGGCUGCUGAAUAUAUGGAAAUUCCAGUUCGUAGGACUGAUGAUGAACCUCUCCAGAAGCUGUUUAUGUCAGUCAGGAGUGAGUUGAAUCUGGACCUUAAGAACAUUAAGCAAGAGCAAGCUAAAUUUUGGAAGCAGCAUCCGUCUAUAGUGAAGACUGAGUUGUUGAUCCAGGCACAAUUAACCCGUGAAUCAGCAGCCUUAUCUCCAGCUUUGCUUGGUGAUUUCAAGCACAUGCUAGAACUUGCACCUCGACUUCUUGAAGAAUUACUGAAGAUGGCAGUGGUGCCACGUACUGCCCAGGGUCAUGGAUGGCUGAGGCCAGCAGUAGGAGUUGUUGAACUUUCUCAAUGUAUUAUUCAGGCUGUUCCACUUAGUGCAAGAAAGACAACUGGAGGAUCUACUGACGGCGUUGCAUCUUUCUUACAGCUUCCACAUUUUAGUGAGACUGUCAUAAAAAAGAUAGCUCGCAAGAAGGUGAGAACAUUUCAAGAACUUCGAGACAUGGGUAUGGAGGAUCGAGCUGAACUUCUUACUCAAGCAGCUGGAUUUUCUCCUGCUCAACUACAAGAUGUUGAGAUGGUAUUGGAAAUGACGCCUUCCUUAACAGUUGAAGUUACAUGUGAGACCGAGGGUGAAGAGGGUAUACAAGAGGGGGACAUUGUGACAGUUCAAGCUUGGAUAACACUCAAGCGUGGCAAUGGCCUGAUUGGUGCUCUUCCUCAUGCCCCCUAUUUCCCAUUUUACAAGGAAGAAAAUUUCUGGUUUUUGCUUGCGGAUGCUGUCUCAAACAAUAUGUGGUUUUCCCAAAAAGUAAGCUUCAUGGAUGAAGCUGUAGCAAUAACUGCUGCUUCGAAAACAAUUCAGGAGACAAUGGAGGUUUCAGGAGCAAGUGCUAAGGAGACAAGUGAAGAAGUUAAGAAAGCUGUAGAGAAGGUGCGAGGUGGCUCCAGAUUGGUGAUGGGAAAAUUCCCAGCCCCAGUGGAAGGGAACUACAAUUUGACUUGUUACUGUUUGUGUGACUCCUGGAUAGGUUGUGAUAAAAAGACAAACUUGAAGGUUAAAAUUCUCAAAAGAACACGUGCAGGUACCCGUGGUGGUCAUGUAUCAGAAGAAGGACCUCUUAUGGAGGAUGGAGUUGAAGAGGAAGAGGAGAAUGAAGAGGAAGAAUAUGAUGAUUAUGAGAGUGAGUACAGUGAUGAUGAGGAAGAUGAGAAGGAUACAAAACAGAAGGGCAUUGCUGCUAAUGGAACGGUGCGUAACAAAGGCUCAAGCUCUGAAGGUUCAGGCACGGAUGAGGAAUGAAACAAAAAAUUCCAUUUAUCGUCUAGAAGAAUAAGCACCCCCUUUUCAUUUUUUUUUUCAAAUUUUCUUCUUGUACUUUUUGGAAAUUAGUGAAUAAUUUAACGACCAUUACCAGGAUAGAUACCAAUAUUUGCUCUUUAAUUGGCAGAGGUCGUUGUUUACGCGGAAUGAUUGCAAAGUCAUGCAAUGGGCAUCCUACCCUUAUUA